Messenger RNA from Caenorhabditis angaria, 315 nucleotides. The record is from the annotation of a GenBank genome assembly. Lineage: Eukaryota; Metazoa; Nematoda; Chromadorea; Rhabditida; Rhabditidae.
UUGGUGCCUGCAACGAAAAGUGUUAUUUCUAAAUUUUUCUCCGAUAGAAAACACUCAUUCUAUUUUUUUCUCAAUGUGAGUUUAGCCUAGAUUGAGAAAAACCCCAGGAAAAAAUAUUUUCAGAUAAUGAUGAUGAUAAUUGUGGCUACAGUCAUCUUCGCACAAUUAUCGAUUCAAUGUGCAAAGAAAAAAGAGCCAGUUGUUACGAAUUCGAUGAAAAGUGUUAUGAAUCAAACACCACCUGCUGAAAGUGGCGGUGGAAAUACUGGAGACGCAGCGUCGGCAGCAUCAGCACCACCAGCUCCAACUGCAUAA